ACUAUGUAUUCCAUAAUUCUGUAACAUUUUUUUAUCUUUGAUAUAUUUUAGAAGUAUCAUAACGCGUUUCAAUCUCUAUACACGUUUUCCUUUUUGUUUAUCAAUCCUAGUGAUUUUUUUUGUAGUAAAAAAAGUAGUCCGUCUUAAAUUCAUAUUUGGUCUUGUACCGAUCAAAUUGCUAUAAAACGUUGGGCUAUUACAAGACAAACACAAAAGGAAUGCUUAUAAAUAAAAAAACAAAUACGACUGAUUUCAAACCACUCCCUUGCCUUUUAAUUGUCAUCUUUUCGUAACUAUGCGGACUAAUUGGAGAGUUUAGUUGAGGUUUAUUUGGAUUCCAGCUAUUUGGAUUAAUCUGAAGAUUGACUUAUUUAGGUUUUAUGUGAUUUCUAAUCAAAUCUUUCGUUAUGUCUCUUUCCAUGCUUUCAUGCUCGUAAUUUUUUUAUACGAGUAUUGUAAACAAACCUAAUAGAAGCGAAAGUAAAUGUUGUUUUUUUUGUGGUAAAUAGGUAAAUAUUUGGUUUGCUAACAAGAAGAUAACAAGUUUAAGCUAAUUGCUAAAUCGCAAGUAACAAAAUAUUUUUUGUGUGAUUAGUGAUUUACUAGAGAAUUAUAUGGAGUACCAUAAUUCAUUGCACACUGAUAGUCUUAUUCACCUGGAAGUGUUGCAAUGGUCGUCUAGUGGUAUUUUGAUUUGAAACAAAGCAUAAACUCAGUUUUCCCUUGAAUUCGAAUUUUCAAGGAAUACCGUCACUUCUAUUGUAUUAGGCAACUGAUUUUGGGAUGUGGUCCAGGUGUUCUAAUAUAAUGUGUUGCCUUUUAACUGGCUACACACCCUCGCUCGAGAUGAGUCCGAUCUGUUUUGGCUGCAUAUUUCAUCGAUCUCUCCAAAGAAGGUUCGAGCGGUAAACUCCUUGCUAGCUUCGUAGCAAUAUUUUUUAAAAUUAUGAUGAAAUACUGGCUAAUCACAUUGCUAAUGCUAUCACACUGCUUUGCUUCUUGGAAUUAGCUAUAUAAACUUGCUAUUAUUGGCAAGUCAAUAAUCUAUCAUAGGAUACGUUAUAUAAUCUUGCUAAUAAUAUUUGCAUGAGAGGAAAACAACCAUAUACGGUAUUAGUUACGAAAAGAAAUCGACAUAAAACUGAUAUAUACAUUUUUGGAUACUGUACAUUAAUAUACCAUGAUAGGAAAAGCCAAAUCAUGUCUACCAAACAUAAAAAUACAACACCAAAAGUAUAAUUAUCUCUAUAUAUAUAUAACCAUCUUUAUAUGUACCCAACACAUUUGACUGCUCUUUCAUCUUUAAACUUGCCUCAAGAUCCUAGCUUUAGGGUUUCAACAUUUCUUCAGAAAUAUCUCUCUGCCGACUGAAGCAACAUAUGCAAAAUAUGGAGUGUGAUAGAUCAUCGUCGUCCACAUCAUCAGAAAGCGGGGCCGUUCUUCAUCAUCUUACUACAUCGUCCACCGUGACGAGGCGAAUGUACGAGUGCACUUUCUGCAAAAGAGGUUUCACGAACGCACAAGCUUUGGGUGGUCACAUGAACAUCCAUCGACGUGACCGUCUCAACAAGGCGGCCAAGCAGCAAAACGACGCUGACGUAGCACUCUCCAGUGCUCGAAGAUGUUUCCACGUGGCAUCAUCUGAUCGUGGAGGCUACAAGCAAGUUGAAUCCGUCGUGUUGAGGGCGACCACGAACUUGAGCUUACGAAUCGGCUCGAUGGUUACAAGGAGAGAAAACGUGGUCGUUGAAGGAGAUGAAAUCGAUUUGGAGCUACGUCUUGGCUUAUGAGAUCAUCAACCACUACAUCAAUAUUUGUGUAAUACCUUUUUGGAUUAUUAUAUGGUUUUCGGGGUUGAUAUAUAUAUGUAAGCUAGGGAGCAUAUGAGGAGUUCAUUAUAUGUCAAGGUAAGAUAUUUUUGGGAGUUAUCUAAUUAUGCAUGU
This is a messenger RNA of Brassica napus (rape), 1943 nucleotides long. Its product is annotated as transcriptional regulator TAC1-like. The record is from RefSeq and is a predicted model, not a curated record. The transcript has a single exon. The coding region runs from base 1380 to 1790 and encodes 136 amino acids. NCBI's taxonomy places the organism in Eukaryota, Viridiplantae, Streptophyta, Magnoliopsida, Brassicales, Brassicaceae.